UCACAGCCACAGCAAACGCAUCGAGUCUUAUCAACAUGUACGAGGAGGAGUCAAUUUCAAGCUUUGUGUUCAGCAACGAGGGCGAUCAGCAAACGUUUCAUCAUCAGUGGCGCGUGGAGGGGCAGUUGCAUGAGUGCAGCACCUGCCGCAGCAGCAUCGAUGCCGACGAGCCGCCCAGCCAGCAUUGGCUGCGCCGUGGCGAGCAGCUGCAGCCGCAGCUCACUAAGCAGCAGCAAGCUGUCCUGGACAUCAUAGAGGCGCGUCAGCUGGAGACCUUCUUCUUUUGCGACGAGAGUGCACAGCAGAAGCUGGACGACUUCCUGGCCGAGACGUGCAGCUCAGCAGUGCCCGAGCUGCUGCGCUGGAUGUUUCACAAUGGCACGCAGUGCCUGGAGUUCCAUGUGGCAUGCUAUGUGCUGGUACAGAACCAGGUGCACAUCUGCCAGAGCGGCACAGUGCUCGUCCAGCAUCACUAUGACAUUGAGGAAUGCGUGAGCGUUGUCUACGAGCUGCUCACACAGCGCAUACAGAACUAUCUCCGCAGCAGCCACGAUGUCGGCCUCGAUGAGUGCAGCAUUACACGCAUACGCGUUCAGCUGAAACGCAAACGCGCUGAGAGUGACACAAUGAAUUUGACCAGCUUGCCCCUGCCCCUGCAGCUCAGCCAGGCGACGUCGGGCCACAGCGGCACCAGCGAGUCGGACUUGGCCAGCCUGCGGGCGGCCUAUGUGAAGCAUCAGCGCGAAUGCAAUGGCUACUUUCCGCCCAACAUGCGUGUCAAUCUGUACGGCCUGCAGCAGUGUCAGACCACCAAGGAGUUGUAUGUGGUGCCGUAUCACAUCAGCGAGACGCUGCAGCAGCGGCCCAACAAGAAUUUUCUCAUACUGAACGAUAUUAUGGGCCAGUUCCAGCGACUGCAUGAGCUGCACACUCCCAUCGGCCCCAUUCGCAGCCGCUCUCGCCCCUACACGUGUCGGCGGUGUCGAGCGCAGUUCAAGCAGCGCAGCCGUCUGCACAUCCAUCAGCAAUUGCGCUGUGGCCAGGAUUUCAGCUUGGACAGCAUUCAUCCCGACAUCGUCGAGGUCUACGAGCAGUGCCUGCCCGUUUCACGCAGCGCCUCCCAAUACACCUGCUACGGCGCCACCAGGCCCAAGACGGUCAUCCGGAAAGGCCAAUUUGUACCCAUCGAGUGCGACUGGCGCCGCAAGAGCUCCGUCCAGGUGCAGCACGGCCCCUGCGUGGUCAUCAGCAAUGCCCAGCUUAGUAGUCCCUGUAAAUAUCUAUAG
Drosophila hydei is the source of this 1286-nucleotide messenger RNA. Its product is annotated as protein terminus-like. The transcript has a single exon. The record is from RefSeq and is a predicted model, not a curated record. Lineage: Eukaryota; Metazoa; Arthropoda; Insecta; Diptera; Drosophilidae. Bases 36 to 1286 code for a protein of 416 amino acids.